Penicillium subrubescens is the source of this 216-nucleotide messenger RNA. RefSeq lists its product as uncharacterized. The record is from RefSeq and is a predicted model, not a curated record. The transcript has 2 exons. The coding region runs from base 1 to 216 and encodes 71 amino acids. Lineage: Eukaryota; Fungi; Ascomycota; Eurotiomycetes; Eurotiales; Aspergillaceae.
AUGAUCGACUUCGUGACUGGCCUACCUCGGACGAAGAAAGGGUUCGAUACGGUCGUCAUGUAUACCUGCAUGUCGAAAAAGCGCAUCGGUCGACGCCUGGAAACAAAUCUUGGAAGGAUUAUGACUGGACUACAGCGGUCGAACGCAGUUACCGGCGAGUCGCUACACAAGCUGAUGUUCGGUGUUGACUUGCGCAUGAUCAAUUUGGAAAAUUGA